AUGGCUUCUGUCGCUGUAAAGAGAAAAAUGAAUACAAAAUCAAUUAAAGAAAAGUACGCUGCUUUAAGGGAAAUUGGAGAAGGAUUGUCAAAGUCUCAGACGGUAUGUGGAGAGGGUGAAUUUGUAUUGUUUUUUCAUAUACAACCUAAUAAAUCACUUAAUCUUCAAUCUGAGAUAUGUAUAGGGGAAAAGCACAGUAAAAUUCGUCAUACAGGAAUGUUUGCAGCAAAUGCAGCGGGUGAUAAAAUUUCUAUGAUUGUAAUAGGAAAAUCAAAAUCACCUUGCUGCUUCAAAGGAAUUAAGCACUUAACUUGCAGAUACAGAAAUAAAAAUAAAUGCUGGAUGGAUAGCGUACUGUUUGAAGAGUGUAUACGAGAAAUAGAUACAAAGUUUACAAAAGAAAAGAAAAAAGUAGUGUUCAUAAUUGAUAGUUGCCCAGCACACCCUGAAGCUUGA
Hydra vulgaris (swiftwater hydra) is the source of this 456-nucleotide messenger RNA. The record is from RefSeq and is a predicted model, not a curated record. Lineage: Eukaryota; Metazoa; Cnidaria; Hydrozoa; Anthoathecata; Hydridae.